This is a messenger RNA of Artibeus jamaicensis (Jamaican fruit-eating bat), 3349 nucleotides long. RefSeq names its product DnaJ heat shock protein family (Hsp40) member C28 (gene DNAJC28). NCBI's taxonomy places the organism in Eukaryota, Metazoa, Chordata, Mammalia, Chiroptera, Phyllostomidae. The transcript has 2 exons. The coding region runs from base 387 to 1529 and encodes 380 amino acids. The record is from RefSeq and is a predicted model, not a curated record.
ACUCCCACAAUCCCAAUCGAGAGGCCCCCCGGACGCCCAAGGGAGCCGGUGGCCCCUGGCUGGGGCCCCACUUCCCAAAAUGUCUUGCCUGAGUCCUCUUGGGUACAGUUCCUUCUGAGAUUCUUGGGCUCCCCGGUGAGCUACAACACCUGUCCCGAUUAAGUACGGUUCUGCCAUCCGUGACCUCUCCAGUCCCCUCUGGGAAGGGCACACAGUCUAGUACGACGGGGACCGGCCACUGUGGAGACCCCGGGAGUGAAGGGCGAAUCCCGAACGCAUGCGCAGAGGCUCGUCGUGGGGGCGGCCUCAGCGGAGCCCCUUUCGGGAGUCUAUGAAGAUCACUGGUAGGAAGAACUCUGGGUACCACAAGGCCCCCUUUGCACGCGAUGAUGGCUCAGAUCUUAAGGUCUCGUCUGGCCAAUGCUGCAGUGGUUCCGAAUCGAAUGAAAAUGCUUCCAUAUCUUGGAGUCCUGAGACAUAGGAUGAUGUCAACUCAUAAAUUAAAGAAGAAGAUGAUAGAAUACUAUAGGCUGCUGAAUCUGGAUGAGGGAUGCUCUGCAGACGAUGUCAGGAGGUCUUUUCGCAAGCUUGCCAAGCAGUACCAUCCAGACGGUGGCUCCUCUACUGCGGACUCUGCAACGUUUAUAAAGAUUGAAGAAGCUUAUAGAAAGGUGCUUUCCCAUGUGACAGAACAAACAAAUGCCAGACAAAAUAAAGCUCAAGAAGCGGACGAAGAAGAAGGGAAAUUCGAAUAUAAAACACCCCAACACCGGCAUUACUUAAGUUUCGAAGGUGUUGGUUUUGGACCUCCAAGUCAACGGGAGAAGCAAUACAGGCAAUUUAGAGCAGAUCGUGCAACUGAGCAAGUGAUGGAAUAUCAGAAGCAGAAACUAUUCAGCCAGCAUUUCGCCGAUAGUUUAACUGUUAAAGAUAUAAGGCAAAGUAAAGAACAAAAGAUAACUCAGGCAAUAGAGCGUUUGGUGGAGGAUCUCAUUCAGGAAUCAAUGGCAAAAGGAGACUUUGAUAAUCUCAGUGGGAAAGGAAAGCCUCUGAAAAAGUUUUCUGGCUGUUCAUACAUCGAUCCCAUGACUCACAACCUGAACAGAAUAUUGAUCGAUAAUGGAUACCAGCCAGAAUGGAUCCUAAUGCAAAAGGAAAUAAAGGAUACUAUUGAUCAGCUCAGAGAGGCGAUUUUAGCAUCCAGGAAAAAACUUGGCAACCUCAUGACAGCAACUGAACAGAAACAGUGGAACCAAGUUUGUGAGCAGUUUGAAGAAAACAUCAGAAAACUAAACAAGCGGAUUAAUGAUUUUAACUUAAUUGUUCCCCUGCUAACCAGGCAAAAAGUCCAUUUUGAUGCACAGAAAGAAAUAUCCAGAGCCCAGGACAUAUAUGAGACCCUUAUAAAAACAGAAGAAGUCACAGAUAAAAACCCAAAUAGCAAUGAUCAGGGAGAAGGGGAGAAAACAUCUGGAGUCAAGGCAGGUUUUUUCAACUGGGCGAAUAUGUGGAAAUUUAUUAAACUCUGACCAUUUCAACAGUACUGCCCCGAGUCAUUUUCAGUUGUACUGACAUCACACAUAGAGGCUGCGGUGUACACUGCUACCCAGGAGAACUGUGCGUCUCAGUCCUUUGCACAAACUGAUCUCACCUGGAGGAUGGAGGUGUGAGGGAGAAGGCCGUCAGAAACUGCAUCACAGAGGUGCUCAAUCAGCUUCGCUCUGGGCAUAGAGCAAGAGGAGAACUGAGAAAGCUCUUUAACCUGUUUCAGAGUUUCAUUGUCAGUCAUCAGGCGAAUUUGGACAGGCACUCAGACGGGAAAUCCUGAAGGGUAUUCCGGAUGUCUCGGUGCCAUUUCAAACUCUAAAAAGUUGUCAUUUGCCAUCUUCAAACACAGGCACUUCAACAACAACAACACGCUGAAUAAAUAGUAUCCAAAGUCAUAAAACUAAACAAGGGCGGGGAAUGUAGGAGGGAAACCUGCAAAUGAUGUGUGUUCUUUGCCAGUUGCUGCACUCACACCCCCGAGGCUAUUAAUGCUCAGUGGUUCCUCUGGUUGGGGCACCACAUGGGUGGAAAUCCCGUGAUAGGAAGUUAGCCGUGGAGCUACUGCAGUGUUGUUUUUUUAAAAAAAUAAAGGUCCUCUCGGUGGAUACUGAAUUUAAAAAAACAAAAAACAAGUACCCGGGUUGUACUUUGUACUUUUCCCUACCUAACUUCAUGAUCCAUUGGCUGCAGAAAUUGAUCAGGUUGGUUGAUUUAAAGUCAGUCAAGCUGGUUGAUUUAGAUUUAGCUAUUCUAGAAAUAGACUCCCGUGUCCACUUUUUUUAAAGGAGUUCUGAGUGCAUUUUGAGACUUUUCAGGAGUGGGGCUUGCGGGGAGUAACACUAUGGUUCAAGGGAAACAGGAUUUCACCUUUGGCCUCACCUGCACUCACUGAAACGUUAGGUUCUCGUAAACCCAUCCGCGGCCUCUGUGCUGUGUGUGUGACUCCCCAGUCACACGAAGAAUCUCAGUUUGCUGUCUUAGGGAGCUAAUUUCCUUAGGAAUUCUUUAAUAAGCAAAGAUAAGAUGUCUGAAUUUUUUAACCAGUUUACACCUUUGGCAAGUAAGAAUUUGGCCUUCAUGAGACAGUUGCGUCCAUCCACUUUUCAGCAGAUCCGACUUCUGUUUACAUUUAUUGGGGACAUGGUUAAUAGGACGACAGGUUUCACGUGUACAUUUCUAUGGUACGUGAUCUGUAUAUUGCAUUGCAUGCCCACCGCCUGAGCUGACAUAGUUGGGUCUGUGGAACUGCUCUGGCCACAGAAUUGGGCAACAGGGACGGAAUGGGAUCGGGCCGGAAGGAGCAGGUCUGUCUCCUCGUGGAAUCCAGAGGGUGGCGGUGUGGAUGCUGCAGAAGCAUGGCUCUCACCACUCAUUUCGGAAGCUAUUAGUAGCUUCUUAGUAAAGUAUGUGAUAGUCAGCUAUUAGUAAAGUAUGUGAUAGUCAAAGCAAAACUACAUCUUCGAAAGGAAAUUUCAGGCCUUUUUGCUUAAAUGAUGGGACAUCGAUUGCUAUAAUAUGUGAUUAUUUUGUUGAAUGAGUUAUCUGGCUUCUAGAAUGACAGCAUUACCCUGAACUAAGUUCCAAAACACCUUAGAAGCCUACAGUUUGUGACUCUGGCUAAAAAGGGACUUCGAUGUAUCACACCCAGCUGCAUUGCAGGAACAUAUAUCAGGGAAGCCAUCUUCAAUACUGGCUAAAGGGAAAGUAAAAUUAUCAGAAAACUCUAGCAAAUCCUUAAUUUCAGCAUAGCGUACUUUAUGCUUGUAAAUGUUGUCUACAUUAAAGUGAAUUUUAAUGAUUA